This is a messenger RNA of Microdochium trichocladiopsis, 2109 nucleotides long. Its product is annotated as pyruvate kinase. Bases 272 to 1891 code for a protein of 539 amino acids. The record is from RefSeq and is a predicted model, not a curated record. Gene Ontology annotation, molecular function: magnesium ion binding; potassium ion binding; pyruvate kinase activity. The transcript has 2 exons. Gene Ontology annotation, cellular component: cytoplasm. Gene Ontology annotation, biological process: glycolytic process. Lineage: Eukaryota; Fungi; Ascomycota; Sordariomycetes; Xylariales; Microdochiaceae.
CACCCCGCCACGCCGUGCUCGCUGCCAACCCGGCAACGAGAGCUCGCCCUUUUUCUUGUCAGAGCACUGCGACGCGGGAUAACCUUGACUCUUUGCCUACGCAUCCAUCUGUCCUUCUGCUGUGUCCUUUCAUCUUCCUCAAGGCAGCACCUCUUUUCUCCAAACCUUGACAUCGUCGGCCGUCCCAUCCGUCGUCGUCGCUGCCGCCUGCCUCCAGCUAGCUGACCUGCCAACUCUACAAGACCUCAUCUCAGCUGUAAAACCAGUCAUCAUGUCCCACAAGCGUACCCAGUCCACCACUGUCGUGGCGGCCAACGCUCUUGACCACCUCUCGUCGGGUGGCAAGAUCGAGUGGCUCGCCUCGCUCGAUACCGCCUUCUCCCCCGUCCGCAACUACCGCCGGUCGUCCAUCAUUUGCACCAUUGGCCCCAAGACCAACUCUGUCGAGGCUAUCAACAAGCUCCGCAAGGCCGGCCUCAACGUUGUUCGCAUGAACUUCUCCCACGGCUCGUACGAGUACCACCAGUCGGUCAUCGACAAUGCCCGUGAGGCCGAGAGAGUCCAGCCUGGUCGUCAGAUCGCCAUUGCUCUUGACACCAAGGGCCCCGAGAUCCGUACCGGUAACACCAAGGGCGACGAGGAUCUCCCUCUCGCUGCCGGCACCAUCCUCAACAUCACCACCGAUGACCAAUACGCCACCGCUUGCGACACUCAGAACAUGUACGUCGACUACAAGAACAUCACCAAGGUCAUUGAGGUCGGCCGCAUCAUCUACGUCGAUGACGGUAUCCUUGCCUUCGAGGUCCUUGAGAUUGUCAACGAGAAGACUCUCAAGGUCAAGGCUCUCAACAACGGCUUCAUCAGCUCCAAGAAGGGUGUCAACUUGCCCAACACCGAUGUUGAUCUUCCCGCUCUUUCCGAGAAGGAUAAGUCCGAUCUCAGGUUUGGUGUCAAGAACAAUGUCGACAUGGUGUUUGCCUCGUUCAUCCGCCGCGGCCAGGACAUCAAGGACAUCCGCACCGUCCUUGGCGAGGAGGGCAAGCACAUCCAGAUCAUCGCCAAGAUUGAGAACAGACAAGGUCUCAACAACUUCCGCGAGAUUCUCGAGGAGACCGACGGUGUCAUGGUUGCCCGUGGUGAUCUUGGUAUCGAGAUCCCCGCCGCCGAGGUGUUUGCUGCCCAGAAGAAGCUCAUUGCCAUGUGCAACAUCGCCGGCAAGCCCGUCAUCUGCGCUACCCAGAUGCUCGAGUCCAUGAUCAAGAACCCCCGCCCCACCCGUGCCGAGAUCUCCGAUGUUGGCAACGCCAUCACUGACGGCGCUGACUGUGUCAUGUUGUCCGGUGAGACCGCCAAGGGCUCCUACCCCAACGAGGCUGUCCACGAGAUGCACGAGGCCUGCCUCAAGGCCGAGAACACCAUCCCCUACAUCAGCCACUUCGAGGAGAUGUGCUCGCUUUCGCGGCGGCCCGUGUCUAUUGUCGAGUCCUGCGCCAUGGCUGCCGUCCGCGCCUCUCUCGACCUUAACGCCGGUGGUAUCCUCGUCCUGUCGACCUCCGGUGACUCUGCCAGACUUCUCAGCAAGUACCGCCCUGUCUGCCCCAUCUUCUGCGUUACCCGCAACGCUUCCACCAGCAGGUACGGUCACUUGUACCGUGGUGUCUACCCCUUCAUGUUCCCCGAGGCCAAGCCCGACUUUGCUCAGGUCAACUGGCAGGAGGAUGUCGACCGCCGCAUCAAGUGGGGUGUCUCGAACGCCAUCAGCCUCGGCGUCUUGGCUCCUGGCGACACUGUCGUCGUUGUCCAGGGCUGGAAGGGCGGUAUGGGCAACACCAACACCCUGCGCAUCGUCAAGGCCGACACCGAGUCGCUCGGCAUUGGCCAGCUCGAGUAAGAGCUAUGCACUGGGCUGAUUGGGAAAUGAAGAUGGGAAGGGAGAUAAUUCGGCGCACAAAGGAAAUGGCGCAGCUCAAAAAGCGAUAUACACAGGCUGCAAGCACGCACGUGCGCGUUGACGCGAUGACAACGAGAACUGUUGAGCAUUGUUAAUACCUUGAUUUCAAACAUGCGGUUAUGAUAGAAUGGGCAUCAAUAUGAUUAAGUCUGCAUAUC